This is a messenger RNA of Aspergillus versicolor CBS 583.65, 1248 nucleotides long. RefSeq lists its product as uncharacterized. Bases 1 to 1248 code for a protein of 415 amino acids. The record is from RefSeq and is a predicted model, not a curated record. The transcript is spliced from 3 exons. NCBI's taxonomy places the organism in Eukaryota, Fungi, Ascomycota, Eurotiomycetes, Eurotiales, Aspergillaceae.
AUGGACCCUCCAACUCAUAUUAUCGAUCCAGACGGCGAGGUGAUCAUAGUAUUAUGUAACUCGAAUUCUCAUUUUGCAGAGCCGGCUGAAGAUAUGUCUCUUAACGGAUUUUCUCAUACCGAUGAUAUCCAUAUUCCCCCCGAAGAGAUUGAACCUCCGGAACCUACACCUGAGCCCAUCCAACUGCCAACAGAGGAACCUGCCCCCGAGCCUCCCACCGAGUAUUCUGUCCACGAAGAGCCUGUUCCCGAAGAGCUUGUUCCCGAAGAGCCUGUUCCCGAAGAGCCUGUUCCCGAAGAGCCUGUUCCCGAAGAGCCUGUUCCCGAAGAAGGGGUUGUUGAAGAGUCUGCAGAGCAAACGGAAGAGCAAGCAGAAUCUGACCUCGAAGAUACCUGUUUCCGCAUCCAAGUCUCCGCGAAGCAUCUGAUACUUGCUUCGUCUGUCUUCAAGAAAAUACUCACUGGUGGCUGGAAGGAGAGUGUUACUUUUUUGAAAGAACGCUCAGUUGAGAUUACCGCGGAGGGCUGGGAUAUCGAAGCAUUGUUGAUCCUUCUUCGUGCCAUUCACGGCCAACAAUACCAUAUACCCCGGAAGCUGACCCUUGAGAUGCUCGCCAAGAUCGCUGUGCUCGUUGAUUACUAUGAUUGCAAAGAGGCCGUGUAUAUUUGGACUACUAUAUGGAUCAAAUCUCUGGAGGAAAAGAUUCCGGUCACAUAUUGUCGAGAUUUAUUUUUGUGGUUGUGGGUUUCCUGGGCUUUCCAGCUCCCUACCCAGUUCAAAGAGACAACAUCAACUAUUAUGUCUUCGAGUGACGGUGGGAUUAACAGUUUCGGCCUGCCAAUUCCUGCUGAAGUCAUAGAAGCAAUAAAUAAGCAAAGACAAGAGAAUAUCGACAGACUAGUUGGACUGAUACAUGAUAAACACGGAGAACUGCUAACGGGAUUUCGUGGAUGCUGCUUUGAGUGCAGCUCAAUCAUGUACGGGGCCCUUACGAGGGAAAUGCAUAAAGUUGGUCUGCUUUCACCGAGACCUGCAGCACCGUUUGUUGGCUGGAGCCGUCGCGGCCUUGUGCAGAAGAUACGGUCAUUUAGGGAUCCACAAUGGAUUCUUGGCACUGAUAUCUCCAGUUAUCGCCGCACUUAUAGCUCUGAUUAUCACGAAUGUCUUGACUCGUCCUUUGCAAGCAUAUUUGGGAAACCGAAUGAGACCACUCAAGGUCUUGACCUUGUGCAACUGUUCAGAAUUUGA